AUGUCUACUCAAGAACAAUUACCUGGGGAAAACACUCCCACAGCUAACUCCCUCAUCGAAAAGGAAAGCAAAACCGACGACAUCAACCAAAUCGUCGCUGAUGCCCUUGCUAACAAGACUUUCAAGGACUACUUUUUAAUCUCAUGUUUAUGUUUCUUAGUUGCCUUUGGUGGUUUCGUCUUUGGUUACGAUACUGGUACUAUUUCAGGUUUCGUCAAUAUGACUGAUUUCAUUGAAAGAUUCGGUUCAAGAGGUGCCGAUGGUGUUGCCACUUUAUCAUCCAUGAGAAUUGGUUUAAUGAUUUCUAUUUUCAACAUUGGUUGUGCUCUCGGUGGUCUUGUUUUCGCCAAGGUUGGUGAUAUGAAAGGUAGAAGAAUUGGUUUGAUGUUCUCUAUGGCCAUUUAUGUUGCUGGUAUUGCUAUUCAAAUUUCUUCCCAUGACAAAUGGUACCAAAUUAUGAUUGGUCGUUUCGUUACUGGUUUAUCUGUUGGUAUUGUCUCCGUCAUUGCUCCUAUGUUUAUUGGUGAAACUUCUCCAAAGGCUGUUAGAGGUACUUUAGUUUGUUGUUUCCAAUUAUGCAUCACCCUUGGUAUCUUUAUUGGUUACUGUUGUACUUAUGGUACCAAGACCUUAAGUGACUCUAGACAAUGGAGAAUUCCAUUAGGUUUAUGUUUCCUUUGGGCUAUAUUCCUUACCGUUGGUAUGCUUUUCAUGCCAGAAUCCCCAAGAUUCUUGGUUGAAAAGAAGAGAAUUGAAGACGCUAAGAAAUCCAUUGCUACCGUUAACAAGUUAUCCACUGAAGACCCAGCUGUUUAUGCUGAAUUACAAUUAAUCCAAGCCGGUGUUGACAGAGAACAAUUAGCUGGUAAUGCCUCUUGGGGUGAAUUGAUUACUGGUAAGCCAGCCAUUUUCAGAAGAGUCGUUAUGGGUGUUUGUUUAGCUUCCUUACAACAAUUAACUGGUAUCAACUAUUUCUUCUACUUUGCUACUACCAUUUUCAAGGCUGUCGGUUUAGAAGAUUCUUUCCAAACUUCCAUCAUCUUAGGUGCUGUCAAUUUCCUUUCCACUUUUGUUAACAUUUGGGCUAUUGAAAGAUUCGGUAGAAGAUUAUGUUUAUUAGUGGGGGCUGCUGGUAUGUUUGUUUGUCUUAUCAUUUACUCCGGUAUUGGUUCUAAGGCCUUAUACGGUACUGACAGUCUUGGUAAUGAAACCACUAACCUUACCACUGGUAGAGCUAUGAUUUUCGUUACUUGUUUGUACAUUUUCUUCUUUGCUUCUACCUGGGCUGGUGGUGUCUUCUGUAUUCUUUCCGAAACUUACCCAUUACGUGUUAGAUCUAAGGCUAUGGCUGUUGCUAUUGGUGCUAAUUGGUUAUUAGGUUUCACCAUUUCCCUUACCUCCUCAUUCAUUAUUAAUGCUAUCCACUUCUACUAUGGUUUCGUUUUCACUGGUUGUCUUGCUGCUGCCUUUGUCUUCAUUUACUUCUGUCUUAAUGAAACUAAGGGUUUGAGUUUGGAAGAAGUUGAUGAACUUUACGCUCAAAAGAUUCUUCCAUGGAAGUCUGCUUCUUGGGUCCCACCAUCCGCACAACACAUGGCCAGCUCUACUGGUUACGCUAAGUCUUCUCAAGAACACUUAGUAUAA
Molecule: messenger RNA, 1644 nt
Organism: Hemisphaericaspora subhashii
Lineage: Eukaryota; Fungi; Ascomycota; Pichiomycetes; Serinales; Debaryomycetaceae
Product: sugar porter family MFS transporter
Exons: 1
Coding region: 1-1644 (547 amino acids)
Biological process (GO): transmembrane transport; carbohydrate transport
Cellular component (GO): plasma membrane
Molecular function (GO): carbohydrate:proton symporter activity
Source: RefSeq, a predicted model, not a curated record